AAAGACAAAAAAAAAAAAAAAAAAAAAUUGGGAAAAAUGGCAAGAGUGUGACUGAAUUUGGGUGGCUGAAGUCACUUGUGCCCGAUUUCAAAAAAGGUUCUGAUUUCCACCCUGGCAACAAUUUUCGACUCGCUUGCUAUUACAGACCACUAUGCUCCAUUUACUUGGUGUCAAUUUACCCGACCGAAAACUCGUUAGCACGGCAUUACAAUACUUUUAUGGCAUUGGCGAGCCCACAGCCGUCAAGAUGUGCGACCGUCUGGCGAUUCCCAAAACGCUCAAAGUGGCCGAACUCAACGAAGUGCAGGUCAACGAACUGACAAACACAUUGGCGGCCAUGACCAUCGAAAGCGAUUUGAAGCGUCAAGUGCGUGAACAGGUCAUGCAUCACCGUAAUAUCGGCAACUAUAUCGGAAAACGACAUGCGAUGAGUUUGCCCGUGCGUGGACAGCGAACAAGAAACAAUGCAAAGACAGCAAAGAGAUUAAACGGUCGAUGGGUGCAACGUCGAGGAUUCAGCUUGUGGGCGCAAGCACAACAGAGUCCAAUGGAACAAUUUCUCAAUAGAUUCAUGUAAAUUUUCAUAUAACAAAAUAAAAACAAAUCCCACACUGUCGUUUGUAGAAUUUGGAUGACACUAUAUUUACGAAUGAUAUGUUCAAGCAAAUCAUCCCCCU
Messenger RNA from Radiomyces spectabilis, 677 nucleotides. RefSeq lists its product as uncharacterized. The transcript has 3 exons. Gene Ontology annotation, cellular component: mitochondrion; ribosome; small ribosomal subunit. Gene Ontology annotation, biological process: translation. Lineage: Eukaryota; Fungi; Mucoromycota; Mucoromycetes; Mucorales; Radiomycetaceae. Bases 152 to 577 code for a protein of 141 amino acids. The record is from RefSeq and is a predicted model, not a curated record. Gene Ontology annotation, molecular function: RNA binding; structural constituent of ribosome.